GAGAGAAAAAUAGAGUAGAGGAAUUCAGUUUUUGUGAAGAGAUUGAACUGGAGUUGCAUGGAGCCCAUCAGACUGGAGAAUGAAGAUCUCCGUGGUGCUAACAGCUCUCCUGAUUAACCUCCUCUUAGGAAAUGUGUGCUCAGCUAUCAAUGUCACAGUCACACCUUCUCCGUUCACUGUGGUGGCCGAGGGAGAAAACAUCACCCUGUCCUGUCAGGUGACCCAGCGGCGGCGGUCAGCGAGUCUGCCUGUGGUGCGCUGGAUGUUUCAGCCGGAGUCAGGAGGAGAGGAGCUGCUGGUGGCACGGGUGAACAUGAGGAGAGCCAAGUUCUACGGAAACUACACCAAGAGCUUCUGCAAGCCCAAAAUGAAACUGACAGUGGUGAAACAGGGCAAGAUAUACAACCUCCUCAUCUUCAACAUCAGCAGACAGGACAGGGGUCUUUACAGCUGCAGGGUCCAGGAGUUCAAGAAGCAUCAGGAGCGAUGGAAAGCUUCGACCAACAGCUCGGCCUCCACGCAGCUCAGAGUCCAUGUUCUCCGAGCCAGCAAACCAAAGGAGGAACUGUGGAGUCUGUUUGAAGAUGUGUAUCUGUGUGCUGUGCUGGUGUGUUGUGUUGGGCUCUUGUGCAUGUGCAUGUUUACUAUAGCUUUGAGCUGUCAGUAUCUGCAGAGGAAGAGACGAUUAAAAGAAAACUAUCAUUUGGUCAAGAGCCCACAGAACAGUUCAGGCGAGACGGUCACUAGUGUCGUUAGUCUCUCUCCGGCUCUUCCCAAGAAGAUGAGAAAGUACAAGAAAAAUAAAAGUGUGGAGCAACCAGACGUGCCACCAGAGAUACCAGCUAAAGCCCCUAUUGCAGACAAAAUGCGAAAGCCGAAGCUUUUAAAACCUCAACCAAGAAAAGUGGUUUUGCCCAAAAUUGCAGAGGAGAGUCUAACAUACGCUGAGCUUGAACUGAUGAAGCCCCUGCCUGAACCCAAAACUGCAAAGACAGGAACGGUGUAUGCUCAGAUAUUUUUUGAGGACAAGCCGGUGUAGCAUUACAUGUUCUUGCAGAAAACUUUAUUUAUAAUAACACAAUACUGAUUUUAUUUGUCACCUUUUUUCUGAUGUUUUAUACAUGCAACAUUAAGUGAACUGUACAUAUUGUGUAUAUAUAUAUAUACAGUAUAUUCUUUACUUUCUAUGUUGACAUUUUAUCUGUAACAAAAAAAUUAAUAAAUACACAGCUAAUUAUUGUCAUCCGGAAACCGAAAACUAUAAUUAAAAGGCACAUAAAUACAGCAGUCUCAAAAAACAACUUUUGCAAAAGAUUAUCUAAAGGUAAACACCAACAAAAAAUAUCCAUUUGAAUUUGCCACAAGUUGCAUCUGUUAAUAAACUAAUAAUUUAUAUGAGGAUAUUUUGCACAAAUAUAUUUUCAAAAAAAUAAAAUUAAAAAAAUCUUCCCAGUACUGUUCUGGGUUCAAUACAAAUUCAUCUCUAUGAACAGCUUCUGUGGUCUGCGCUUGAUGUGUUUAAGCUUGUAUUAAUUAUUCUGCAUUAAUUGAGCUGUAAAGUUGUGUAAACCAUCCGUUUAGUGAUGGGUCUACUUUUCUAGAUGGAUGAAUUUAUUUAUGCAUUACCAACACCAAUUGUUUUUCCAUUUAACAGUAGUUUGUGAAUAGUAACAUCUCAUCCCUUUAUGUUAAUCUAGCUGGUUUUCUGCUCAGAUUAUGGAGUUUAAAUGCUUUGUACAUUAUUGUAAACAAAAAGUUCAUAUAACUUUGAAUAGAUAAGCUAACAAGUGAUUUUAUCACACUAGGCUCAAGUUAACAUCUAAAAAUGUUAAAUAUAAUGUAAAUGUUGUGGAUUUUGAAACAGUAUUGUAACGUUUGUUCCAGUGCACAA
Carassius carassius (crucian carp) is the source of this 1891-nucleotide messenger RNA. RefSeq names its product V-set and transmembrane domain containing 4b (gene vstm4b). The transcript is spliced from 8 exons. NCBI's taxonomy places the organism in Eukaryota, Metazoa, Chordata, Actinopteri, Cypriniformes, Cyprinidae. The record is from RefSeq and is a predicted model, not a curated record. The coding region runs from base 80 to 1039 and encodes 319 amino acids.